This is a messenger RNA of Engraulis encrasicolus (European anchovy), 3705 nucleotides long. RefSeq names its product TSC22 domain family, member 3 (gene tsc22d3). Bases 1302 to 2039 code for a protein of 245 amino acids. NCBI's taxonomy places the organism in Eukaryota, Metazoa, Chordata, Actinopteri, Clupeiformes, Engraulidae. Gene Ontology annotation, biological process: regulation of transcription by RNA polymerase II. The transcript is spliced from 4 exons. The record is from RefSeq and is a predicted model, not a curated record.
GAGAUAGAGAGAAAGAGAGAGGGAUUAAAAAACAGAAGGGCAGGAGAGAGAUAGAGAGACAGAGAGAGAGAGAGAUAAAGGGAGAGAGCGAGAGUGAGAUAUAUAGAAAGAGGGGGAGGGCGACAUAGAUAAAGAAAGAGAGAGAGAUAGAGAUAGAGUUAGAGAAAGAGAGAGAGAGAGUUGUAGGCACGUUCUUGUUUUGCUUUCAAGUUCUCGCUCUCUGCGCUGAAUCAGUUGUGCUGCCGUGACAGUUUGCUCCUGCUGUGCUGUGGUGCCUGUGCUCUGAUACAAACACUCACACACACGCACACACACGCACACACACACACAGACGGCGACUGAAAACACCCGGCGGCGUGGCAACAAGGGAGUGAGCGCCAACUUCAGCGGCUGACUCUGAUUCUUCAAGCCAGUGUAAGCAGAGAGAGAGAGAAAGAACGAGAGAGGCGGAGAGAAUCGGAGAGAGAGAAAUAGAGAGAGAGAGAGAGGCAGCUGCAGGGCUUCCUUUUCUGUCUCAGCAGCACCUGGACAGACGCCAUUCACCGCGGGGGGAAGCAGUACGCAGCUUCUCGCCACAUCUCGUCUUCCCUCUCUGGGGUGCUACUCUUCUGCUGCCGUGAAGUUCGGAAGGAGGCCAAGCCAGCACACAGAGAUUAGCCCCGAGGCCUGACCACCAUUACUGCAGCCACUGGAUAAUUACCAACCACAGACGAUCGACCAAACCAACCAACCAACCAGCUGGCAGCGUUUGCAGCACACCUUCCUUCUCAGGUAGCCUUCGGGUGUGUUUUUUACCGUGUGUGUGUUUGCGAGUGUCCAUUGCCAAUACCAACCGCCGGCACCACCAGAAGACGUAGGCUACAGCUUGCUCUGCACCUUUCCUCCUGCUCAGGUAGACUUUGGGCGUGUUCAUUCACGUGUGUGUGUUUGUGAGCGUCCAUCGGCAACGACCAAUCAGCAGCACCAGCAAGCAGCACACCUGCUCCGCACGCACCCUUCUUUCUCAGGUUUAGACUUUUGGGUGUGUUCAUUCACUCGUGCGUGUGUAUUUGUGACUUUCCACCGUCUCCCACCAGAACCGGUAGAAGAACGUCUACUUCAUACCCUUCCUUCUCUGGGUAGAACUUUGGGUGUGUUCAUUCAUUCGUAUGUGUGUACAGCAUUCGUGAUUCUCCGUCACCCACCUGAAUCAGCAUCAGAACAUUUCGGCCUACUUCGUACCCUUCCUUCUCUGGGCAGAACUUCAUCCAUCCAUCUAUCCACGUGUGUGUGUGUACUGUGUACUGUGUACUGCAUUCAUCAUGAGUUUCCGUCCGUCAUUGUCAUCGACCAUGUCGACGACGAGCGAGGAGGACUGCCGCUCGCCCAUCGGCCUGGACUGCUGCAGCUGCUGCCUGGACCUGGCCAACGGGUACCUGCCCGAGAGCCCCCGGCUGGGCGGCCUGGGCAGCCCCACCUUCAACAACCACUUCAGGCAGCUGCGCGAGCAGCUGGUCUUCCAGGACAACCUGAACACGGACAAGCUGAACAACAUGAUCAUGCGCCAGGACUCGCUGGAGUCGGUAGUGCGUGACCCCUGCUACCUGCUCAACGAGGGCAUCUGCAACAGCAACAUCGACCAGACCAUGCUCUCCAUCCUGCUCUUCUUCCACGGCAGCGAGACACGCAGGAAUGGCCUCCGUCACACGUCACAAGGGGACACAGACGCAGGGACACGUGCUGAGAUUGCCUCAGGUGCUAGCGUUGUGGCGAUAGACAACAAGAUCGAACAAGCAAUGGAUCUUGUAAAGAACCACUUGAUGUACGCCGUGCGCGAGGAGGUUGAGAUCCUCAAGGAGCAGAUCAAGGAGCUGGCAGAGAAGAACAACCAGCUGGAGCGGGAGAACAGCCUGCUGAAGAACCUGGCCAGCCCGGAACAGCUCGAGAAGUUCCAGUCUCGGGUACCCAGAGACGCCCAGCUGCUGGACAACCAGGAGGGCAUCAUUGGGGGGCUCAGCACAGAGCCCUUGGCCCAAUUCGGGGCCGGGUCUGCUGUAUAAGUGGCUCUGCCAACGGGGCGGGCAGAGCCACUGCCGUUUAUCUGAAAUGGACCUCUUCCACAAGUUGUUCAAGGGUCGUGCAAAACUUCAACACCACCACCACCACCGACAACGACGACAACAACAACAAAUGAAGCUGGUUGUACAGAUGAAACCUGACAUACAUGAAAAAGACAAUGUUCCCGGUCGGUAUAUGGCAACCUGUUCUUGUGCUAUCCGACAAUCGCUAUGGACUAAGGCGUAAGCAGAGAGAAACCCAGAGUUUUUUUUAUCUGCGAUGCCUGAGGUUACAUUGGGACAUUAAGAGAUUCCCCCUCCAUCACCUACACCACGACUACCACCACAUGCUCCUUGCUCCUGCUUUUACCAUCCUUUGAAGGAGCUUUGUGUGUGUGUGUGUAUGUAUGUGUGUGUGUGUUUGAGUGUGGAGUAUGGGGGUUUCCCAGCUUUGCCUUUCUCCCUCUCUUCAGAUGAAGACGAGCAGAGGGGGUGAUAUUUUUGUGUGCGUGUGUGUAACCAAACAAAGAGACCGCGCUGGCCCAGUGAUUCAGAGAUCUGCGUCCAGGGCUGGUUGUGGAGGCUGCCGUGACGCAGCCGGCCCAGAUCCGGGUCAGCGCCAAGCCACGCCAAGGACCUGGUAGUCUCCGGAGAUGUUCCUCCUUCCAUCUCCAGAGAGCCCCAAGCUCACGGAGUUCUGUUUUUUUUUCUCGGUCCUGAUGCAAGCAAGUUUUUUGGGGGGUAUGUCUCUCUGGAGAUUGUGCGAGAGACGAAAAGAGAGAGACGGAAGUUCAAAGACUGGACUGUCCACAUCCUUCACACUUCCUGACGAGUUUGUUACUAAAAAAAAAAUCCUAAAGACACCAGAAGAAACGGUCAAUGAGGACUUUUUUUGAGAGUGUCAUGCAGGAGCACGGGUUGUGAUCUCUCAGUGCCUUGCUCAGCCAGUGUUUUUUUAAUCUUCAACGUCAUAACUAUUCACACACACAUUUGCUUGUACUCUGUGCAGUUGGGGCUUGCUGCUUAAAGGGGGAAAAUACUGCAUUUGUUUUGUUUCGUUCUGUUUAUUUGAUGAAACUGAACAAAAAUUCACUUUAUCAUUAAUAAUUGAUGUGUAAAAAGCUAUGAUUCAGUUGAGAUAGAGAGAGAAAAUCUGUAUACAUUUGCUUAAUUCUGUAAAUUGGUGCAUUUUGUUGUAAAAAGUGUUUAUUUUCAACUUGCAGAUAUUGAGCAAAAGCAGCUGGCUACUGUUGCUGCAAAUGCACUCCCACAAUGACCUGCCAGACAUUUGUGUUGUGUUGACUACAUGCCAACUUGUUCCUGGCACGAUAUGUGUAUGUUUGUAAUGUAUGUAUGUGCGCAUUGAUUGAUGAUGAUGUGUGAGCGCAUGUGUUUAAACGUCUGUACAGGUUGCGUGACGAGAACCGUGUUUUCAGAAUGGACCUUGCGUUUUCUAACUACCAAAGACUUUGCCUCGUACUCAUAAGCCAACCAGGACCAUGUGUUACUUUCACAGGGAGAAGAAGUUUUUGACAAGCAGUAGUUUGGGAAAACUAGAAAAAUAAGAAAACGUUGGGUAUUGUUGCUCUAUUGUGUCCCGUGGGAUGGCUGUUAACAUUUGUUGUACGGAUACAAAAUGCACACUGCAAUAAACCUUAUGUUUACACUA